AAACAUCGUUCAAAUUUGAAUCGUUUACAGCGAAGGGGCUGAAAGCUGUCAAAUCUGUUUUCAGUUGACCGCAUAGUUUCCCACUAUUCGGUGAACGUAAUUGUGGUGACGAUGGGAGAAAAUAAUUACCUCUCGGCGUACAAGCUGAUAAACUCUCAACUGGUUUUGAGCAAUCAGAAGUUGAAGGAAGAAAUCAAAGAGAAGAUUGAAAUGAUCAACGAAAUUAAUGAAGAACUGUUCAAAUACAGAGAAGAAAACAAAACAUUGCGUGAUAUGGUACAAAAAUUGGUGGAACAAUUCAAAACUAUCACCACAAUAAUGGUAUCAGUACGAGAUCAGAGUGAAUCAGUUUUAAAUGUAGUUUUCAAACAGCACUCCUCGCGGGAGACUGAACAGCAGACUCGCAAACCGAUAGCGGCGUUAAUAUAUCAGAAACAUCGCGCCGAGUGUCCUCCGUACGUAGAUGAGGCGGCAAUCGCUGAAGCCGAGGAUGAGGACCAUUCAAUGGAGGACUACCGAACUGCACUUAAUGUGGAAGACGAGGAUAACGAUGAUGAUGAGUUCGAGACAGACCAAGUGCUCAGUUUUAAUUCACUGCCAAAAAGUCCACUCAUUAGGCGUUUGGGGCGGAAAUCGCGUAACCGUAGCUUUGACGAGUCAUUCGAGACGAUUGAUACGAACCGAGUGAUUAAGGCUGCUCGCAGAAGUCAGGAGUAUCUGUCAGGCAGAGAAUCCAAGGAUAGUAAGGACAGCGAGGAUGAUACCGGAGGUAUAGAGAACAUGGAUAUUAGUCAGACUGUUAUAGAAACGAAUCAUAUCGCGGAAGCGCAACCAAGUAUUGUAUCGGAAGAAAUGGAAGCUGACAACAGUUUAACGCUUCGGAACACACGAGUAGAAGACUAUUCAUCCACAAUGCCGAGCGAUCGUAGCGCUUUAAGUGAACGAGACACGACUUCCGAUCACGAUGCUGAACCGUUAGCACCGAAAUUUGAAGCAAGCAGUUUUUCCGAGCACUCUAGUGCUCCAAGUGACCAUAGUAUUCAGAGUGAGUUGAAUCCCCCAACCGACCAAAGCCUUCGACCCGUACUGAUGAAACGCAUGGCCAGUGAUUCGAUGUUAUCCACCAUUGUCGAUCGUGAAACGAACAAAGAGAAUACCAUCAUAAACGAUACAAUUUCUAAUGCGACCUGUUCGACUCCUCUGUCCAAACAGAGGAAGGGUAAACUUAAGAACGCCAACCAGCAUCUUCCACCGAUAUCUCCUGUCCCAUUGGUGCGUCUGAAACCACUGACCAAGGAGAACCUCAGUCAGCAUAACAUUUCCUACGAAUCCCUAUUUGGGAAAGAGGACAAAAGCCUCAAACAGGAGGAGUUGGAUCGGAGUGAUCAAACUAGUUUGGAAUCUAGCGAUUCAAAGAGGCCGCGACGGAGGGCUGCGCCCAAGACCUUGAAAGAACCAAGUUUAACGAGAAAGUUGAGACGGACCUAGUUCUUAGCUAUGCUGUUUAAUUGUAAAUAGUAUUAGCGCUAAUCACUGCUAAAAAAACCGUACAUAAGUGGCCGAAUCCACAUCCAGUGAAAGCUGAUUACGUUUAGUGAUAUUUAUAAUAGACUCAGAUAAAUAAAAUCCGGAUUCAUGUUUCAAUUGAUUAGGUUCGUUUUAAGUUCCUUUGUUUAGUCUGUAGGUAUAACGCGUCGCAUUUAGAGUUUUUAAUUCGAAUCACACACAUAAACAAGAUUACUUGGCUUAGGAUAAAAGGUGUCAAGCCAUCAUCUGAUUAUUAAUUACCGACGGUUUAAGUUGCACCUAUCGAAAUUAUUCAUACAGUUCAGAACACAGGCUCAAUCUUGCUUGUUAAAGUUGCUGACUUUAUAGACAAUAUUUCGAAUGAUUCAAGGUUGAUAAUAAAUGUCCGUGCCUGGGGACAUCGACAUCAGAGAAUCAUUAGAUUUAUGGACUACCGCUAGUCAAUGAUAGUUGCUUGGGCGCAUGGGUAUUUUUAUAUUUAACUAGCUGACUCGGCAAACUUCGUCCCGCCCAAAAUUUGUUUUUUUGUUAUCAAUUCAAACAUUCACGUUUUCUUACUAUGAACAAGUUCAUGGGUCCAAUCGCAGAACUGUUCAUUGAUUGAUCUUUUUAUUCGUCACCGUUGAUUUUACUUUUUACUAUUAAAUUCCUAGUAUUUCUAACAAAACUCAUCAUUAUAAUAUCAGAUUAUUUUCAGACACAAUUCUCGUUCA
This is a messenger RNA of Toxorhynchites rutilus septentrionalis, 2240 nucleotides long. RefSeq lists its product as uncharacterized. NCBI's taxonomy places the organism in Eukaryota, Metazoa, Arthropoda, Insecta, Diptera, Culicidae. The record is from RefSeq and is a predicted model, not a curated record. The transcript is spliced from 3 exons. The coding region runs from base 112 to 1488 and encodes 458 amino acids.